ACAUGAUUGGUAUUUGGUACCAAUUUGGUAGAAGAUUUACUGUCUCUCCCAUUUUCAUUAGACGUCAUGUUAGGCUGUUAGCCAUGUUAUGUGGUAAACCAAAUAAGUAAAACCCUAAACCCUUUUGUCUAAAGGACAAUCCUCUGCAAAUGGGUUUGAUGAGUAGAAUCUCAAGAACUCGAAAAUUAAUCAGACAAAUUCCAACUUUAAACAGUUCAUUGAUUUAUUCAACCAGAAUAAACAAUGAGUCAACCUAUUCAUUUUGUUCAAAAUCUAGGAAUUCUCGGAAAGAGAAUGACAUAGAUUUGAGCGAAUACCCAUCUGACAAAAUCCGCAAUUUUUCCAUUAUUGCUCAUGUUGAUCAUGGCAAAUCUACUCUUGCUGACCGUCUUUUGGAGCUUACUGGCACUAUCAGGAAAGGCAUUGGUCAGCCUCAGUACCUUGACAAACUCCAGGUGGAGAGGGAAAGAGGAAUUACUGUUAAAGCUCAAACUGCUACUAUGUUCUACAAGCAGAACUCGAACACAGCAACCAGUGCUAGUACUGAAGGCAACUCGACGUUUUUAUUAAAUUUGAUUGAUACACCUGGUCAUGUUGAUUUUAGCUAUGAAGUAUCAAGAUCCUUAGCUGCCUGCCAAGGGGCUCUCUUAGUUGUUGACGCCGCUCAAGGGGUUCAAGCACAGACCGUUGCCAACUUUUAUCUUGCUUUUGAAUCAAAUUUGUCAAUAAUCCCGGUCAUAAACAAAAUUGAUCAGCCUACUGCUGACCCUGAUCGUGUUAUGGCCCAACUAAAGUCAAUGUUUGAUCUUGAACCAAAAGAUGCUGUCCUCACAUCUGCUAAAACAGGUCAGGGUCUUGAGUACGUCCUUCCUGCAGUGAUAGAACGUAUACCUCCUCCCCCUGGAAAUGCUGGUUCGCCCUUGCGCAUGCUUUUGUUAGAUUCAUAUUAUGAUGAAUACAAAGGAGUUAUAUGCCACGUGGCUAUUGUUGACGGUACUUUGUGCAAAGGUGACAAGAUUUCAUCUGUUGCGACUGGACACACUUAUGAAGUUUCAGAUGUUGGGAUCAUGCAUCCAGAGCUCGUGCCUACUGGUGUCCUUUUCACUGGCCAAGUGGGAUAUGUGGUCAGCGGCAUGCGUUCAACAAAAGAGGCUCGUAUUGGUGAUACCCUGUUUCAUGUGCGUUCUGUCGUAGAGCCCCUCCCAGGUUUUAAGCCUGCUAAGCAUAUGGUGUUUUCUGGUCUAUAUCCUGCUGAUGGAUCAGACUUUGAAGUACUUAAUCACGGAAUUGAGAGGCUGACAUGCAAUGAUGCCAGUGUUUCUGUCUCAAAAGAAACUAGCUUGGCACUUGGCCUAGGUUUUAGGUGUGGUUUCUUAGGCUUACUUCACAUGGAUGUUUUCCAUCAACGGCUUGAGCAGGAGUAUGGAGCUCGAAUAAUAUCCACUGUUCCAACUGUUCCAUAUAUAUUUGAAUACUCUGAUGGAAGCAAAGUUGAAGUCCAAAAUCCUGCUUCUUUGCCGUCCAAUCCCAAAUCACGAGUGACAGCUUGUUGGGAACCAACCGUUCUAGCUACCAUGAUUUUCCCUAGUGAGUAUGUUGGGCCUAUCAUAACCCUUUGCUCUGAUCGGAGGGGGGUGCAGCUAGAGUUCUCCUUCAUAGAUAGUCAAAGGGCCUUAAUGAAGUACCGAUUACCUCUGCGAGAAAUAGUUGUCGACUUUUAUGAUCAACUAAAAAGCAUUACUUCAGGAUAUGCUUCGUUCGACUAUGAAGAUUCAGAGUAUCAAGCCACUGAUUUGGUGAAACUGGAUAUCCUUUUGAAUGGACAACCAGUUGAUGCAAUGGCAACCAUUGUCCAUAGUUUGAAGGCACCACGACUUGGUCGGCAAUUAGUGGAAAAGUUGAAGCAAGUCAUAGACAGGCAAAUGUUUGAAGUAUCAAUUCAAGCAGCAAUCGGAUCAAAAGUGGUUGCAAGGGAGACGAUUACUGCAAUGAGAAAAAAUGUUCUAGCAAAAUGUUACGGUGGUGAUAUUACACGAAAGAGGAAGCUAUUAGAAAAGCAAAAGGAAGGAAAGAAACGAAUGAAGCGUGUUGGUUCAGUUGAUGUACCACAGGAAGCAUUUCAUGAGCUCUUGAAGGUUUCAUAGAGAAAGGUGCUUGCGGAGCGAGAAGCAUCAUUCCAACUUGUAACUUUAUAUUUCAACCUACAAUUAUAGCAUUCUUUCCAUACUACUAUUUGUAGUUUCAAGUGAACUGACAAACUGUUGUUAGUCCUUAGAACAUUGUCUUUCCGAGAAAAUUUUGUUAAUCAGGUGUCUUAUUGUCAAUAAUCAAGCCAUCCUUGUGCUUCAUGUAAAUUCUCACCUGGGUGUAAGAUGAAGAUUGUAUUUAAUUGUCUGUAUGUGACCUAAAAUGACAAGCUUUUAUCCCUCAUAUACUGCUCAAAUUAGCUUAGUUGUAUAAAGAUUAAAGAACUUUUGAUUCAAAUAUUUCAAUAAUAAACUUCUGUUUAAUUUU
Beta vulgaris subsp. vulgaris (sugar beet) is the source of this 2514-nucleotide messenger RNA. RefSeq names its product translation factor GUF1 homolog, mitochondrial. Gene Ontology annotation, cellular component: mitochondrion. Bases 150 to 2144 code for a protein of 664 amino acids. The record is from RefSeq and is a predicted model, not a curated record. Lineage: Eukaryota; Viridiplantae; Streptophyta; Magnoliopsida; Caryophyllales; Amaranthaceae. Gene Ontology annotation, molecular function: mitochondrial ribosome binding; GTP binding; GTPase activity. The transcript is spliced from 11 exons. Gene Ontology annotation, biological process: positive regulation of translation.